AUGAUGAAAAAUAUUUUUGACUGGUUUUCGUGCGCAACCAAUAAUCUUGCUUGUCGUAUGACAACGGCAGAUGCACAAGUUCAUCCUGGUCAUCGAUGGAUGCUUGAAGCACUGAAACACGCCCGAAGUGCUCUCGACAAACAAGAAGUUCCAAUUGGUUGUGUAAUUGUUCAUAAUGAUUCGAAAAUUAUCGCAUUCGGUCAAAAUGAACCUGUUCGAUUACAGAAUGCUACCAGACAUGCUGAAAUGUGUGCGCUAGACUCUCUGUUUGCUGAAUAUGAUCUUACGACUACACGACAACUUCUCUCCGAAUCUGUCCUCUAUGUAACGUGUGAACCUUGUAUGAUGUGUGCUGGUGCAUUACGUCUUUCAGGAAUGACUCAAGUCGUGUACGGUUGUUCAAACGAUCGGUUUGGUGGUUGUGGUUCUGUAUUGAACAUUGCCGAAGAUGUCAUGCCAGGAUUAUUACCAUUACAGUGUACAAGUGGUGUAGAAGGCGAAGAAGCAAUGCGAUUGCUAAAAACGUUCUAUAUGAAUACGAAUACGAAUGCACCACAACCGAAAGAUAAAUCGAAAAAAAAGAAAAACGCCGUUGUAACAUCAGACUAA
This is a messenger RNA of Adineta ricciae, 609 nucleotides long. The record is from the annotation of a GenBank genome assembly. NCBI's taxonomy places the organism in Eukaryota, Metazoa, Rotifera, Eurotatoria, Adinetida, Adinetidae.